Messenger RNA from Phalacrocorax carbo (great cormorant), 698 nucleotides. NCBI's taxonomy places the organism in Eukaryota, Metazoa, Chordata, Aves, Suliformes, Phalacrocoracidae. The record is from RefSeq and is a predicted model, not a curated record.
CGCCGCCCCAUAGGCACCGGCGGGGCUGGAAACACUCCUCUGCGCCAUCCCGGGGCAGCGCAGGUUUGGGCUCCCCGCAUCCCGGCCCCCGCGAAGGCGGCGCGGAGCUGCCCCGGCGGUGCCAGCCGGGCUGUCCAGCCCCGGUAUCGGAUCCUCCCGGAGGGAGGGGGCUUGGAGCUUAUUUAACAUCCCCGGGCUGACCCAGCCUGACGCACUCGGAGCAGCGGGCGGGCGGCGCGGCGGGGAGCUCAGCCGGAGCUAUGGCAUCGCAGCUGGAAGGAGCCAUGGAGACACUCAUCAAUGUCUUCCACCAUUACUCGGGCAAAGAGGGGGACAAGUACAAGCUGAGCAAGAAGGAGCUGAAGGAGCUGCUGCAGAGCGAGCUGGGCUGCUUCCUGGAGACCCAGAAGGACACGGGUGCCGUGGAGAAGAUCAUGCAGGACCUGGAUGAAAAUGGCGACGGUGAGGUGGACUUCCAGGAGUACGUCGUCCUGGUGGCUGCGCUCACCGUGGCCUGCAACACCUUCUUCUGGGAGAACGCCUGACCCAGGCCAGUCCCCACCCCGCAACAGCCGGCCACGGCGUCCCCAAAAUGCAGAGCCCCCUGCCACCCCCCCAGCUCACUCUCCACUCCCCAGCACACCCAGGGGAUCCCACCUGGGAUCCAGCUCCACAAUAAAGGCACCGACCCAGUCUGA